This is a messenger RNA of Radiomyces spectabilis, 1124 nucleotides long. RefSeq lists its product as uncharacterized. The record is from RefSeq and is a predicted model, not a curated record. The transcript is spliced from 3 exons. Bases 1 to 1104 code for a protein of 367 amino acids. Lineage: Eukaryota; Fungi; Mucoromycota; Mucoromycetes; Mucorales; Radiomycetaceae.
AUGAUCCACCCUACGGCGCUCGCUGACGCUGGGAUUACCGAAUAUUAUGACGCGACCCAUACUCACGCCGUUACUUAUCUGGGCUUCCCUCUCACUACGUCUCGUGCUCAACUUCUAGCAUGUGCCACGUCUGUCGGCGCUGCGCCCACUACCUUUUUUGCCCAAUUGAAGUCCAUCGGCGGUAAGUUCAUGAUGCAUCGCAUGUUCCCCAGGAUUAAAUAUGAGACCUUGUGCCAACCACGGAGCUGCGGCGGCGUGGGCGUCCUGGACCCGUUACUGCAACAAGCGGCCCUGCGAAUUCGCUGGCUAGAACCUCUGUUCCAUCUUUUCUCCGAUUCCUCGUACAUCACCGCAUAUUUAGCCCACCACCUGCUUACCUCGACAAACAUGUAUACUGACCCGCGUUUUGCUUUGGUCUUCCCUGCGUUCCGACCCACUGCUCGACGAGAUCCAGGCAAAACCCUCAGCCUCUUUUAUCGCGCCAUGAAUACGCUCAAUCUCAAUUGGGCUGCAGCCCGCUUCUCAGCAACUACGUACCUGCAUCUUCCACUGCCUCACAUCUCGUCCACCAAUGGCACCGCUUCUGGGGCUGGAAAAACGAGGAAGCGAUUUGAUUGCUUCGAUGAGUUUAAGUUGCAAUUCGUUCCCAAGUCUGCAGAAGACAGUUGGUGGGACGAAAUUAACAACCGAAGACAAGGUCCGGGUGAAACGAUCGACGAAGUGGCCUUUCAUCUGUUGGAGUUAUUCCAGCUACUUGGUCUGAAGAAUGACCGAAUGCGCAUCCAUUGCUUUUUGAAAGCAAUCAAGAAGGAUCUGGCAUAUAAAAGCGGACAAUGUGGAGUUCCGCAAUCUUGGUCGAAAACCAUAGCCAUGGCGAAAAAUAUCGAAACGGUGGACGAACGAUACAGUGACCACGAUGUCUAUGAAGAGACGGUGUCAAGAUUAUCACCACCACAUUCAGAUACGAAGUCAUUGAAUAACACGUUGAACGGGCUGGCUGAAGGCAUAAAAGCCAUCAAGAUGCAUUUAGUGAAGACCGAGGAGGGAAAACCUCUUACAAAUGGAGCGCAGCCUCUUUACCGGCAAUCUCUUGACCAAUCCUGAUCGCAAACGACUCAUUGAAG